This is a messenger RNA of Fusarium tjaetaba, 618 nucleotides long. RefSeq names its product SET domain protein. The transcript has a single exon. NCBI's taxonomy places the organism in Eukaryota, Fungi, Ascomycota, Sordariomycetes, Hypocreales, Nectriaceae. The record is from RefSeq and is a predicted model, not a curated record. The coding region runs from base 1 to 618 and encodes 205 amino acids.
AUGCUGGAGCAAACAGUUUCGCAGCUGCCAGCGCCAGGAAGGAGCGCAAAGCAAAGCUGCUCAACCAUCGACAUCCAUCUCCUCUCCUCUCCCCUCAACUCCAUUCCAACCAACUCUUCAUCGCAACAUCUCUUCCAUCCUCGCCCUCAUAAACACAUCCCUUCACCUCAACAGCCGCUCAUCAUGUCUUUUGACUGCGGCUUCGACAUCUUCCCCCUCCUCAGCCCAAGCCCCGAGAACAAAAUGAGGUACGCCGAAUUCCUCGACGACCUAACAACCGUCUACAAGGACGACGAAGAAACCCGCCUCCUCAUCCUCCCCUCCGACGCCGACUUCCCCAAGUACCUCGACAAGCGCUUCGUCCACUUCGCGCUGACCAACAACCCGCGCAUCCCCGCCGACCCCAACAACUGCGACCUGUUCUACAGCCUGCGCAGCACGAGCGUCUUCGACGCCACCGUCAUCGACACCAUGAAGGAGAUCUUCAUCAUCGCGCAGCACCAUUUUGGGAGCCGUGUGCACUUCUGGACGGAUGAGAGCGUCAUCUACUCGAAGGGAGAGGUCACCCGCUCGGAGUGGGAGGUCUGCAAGAGAGAGGAUGCCUCAGACUCGAAGUGA